Helobdella robusta is the source of this 408-nucleotide messenger RNA. RefSeq lists its product as hypothetical. Lineage: Eukaryota; Metazoa; Annelida; Clitellata; Rhynchobdellida; Glossiphoniidae. Bases 1 to 408 code for a protein of 135 amino acids. The transcript has a single exon. The record is from RefSeq and is a predicted model, not a curated record.
AUGAAGGAAAGGCUUCAAAGAAUGGAAGAAGAGGCUGAAAAGUUGAGGAAAAUAAAACAGGAGUUGGAGCAGAUGAUGGGGGCUUCAACAGCUGUCGACAAGUCAGAGAUCGACACCAGAUCGACGAAUUAUGCCAACAUUUUAAAAAUUUUGGUCCCAUCAUCAGGGCGACCAUCCUUAAAAACAAAUAUAGUGGCAAGCCUAAGGGCUUUGCCUACAUUGAAUUUAAGGAAGCCUAAGGGCGUGGAUCGGGCACUGCAACUCGACGAGUCGCUGAUACACGACAGGGAAAUAUGGGUUGAAAGGAAAAGUACAAACAUGCCUGGACUGUCCACAACAAACAGGAGGCCCAGAGGAAGGGGUGUAAGAAUCAGAGAAGGCGUGAUAACGAGUCACAAUGCAACUUAA